Messenger RNA from Myotis lucifugus (little brown bat), 1424 nucleotides. RefSeq names its product liprin-alpha-1-like. The record is from RefSeq and is a predicted model, not a curated record. Lineage: Eukaryota; Metazoa; Chordata; Mammalia; Chiroptera; Vespertilionidae. The coding region runs from base 868 to 1230 and encodes 120 amino acids. The transcript is spliced from 2 exons.
UUCUCAGCACCCCGGGGUCCGGGGAUCUGCAGCACCUGGUGCGAGCGUGAGCGUGGAGAGGUCGUGGUGACCAUCCUGUGCGUGGGUCUUGGGCAUCUCCCGCUCGGGGGUCUGCCGAGCCGGGAAUACCGCGGCAGCCUCGGGCACCGGCCCUCCUUUCCCUGGCCCCGGAGUUAUAUUUGAGACACUUAAUAGCCUCUCAUAAUCUCACCUUUCACUUUUCUUUCCUAGCCGUCACGGCUGUAUCGACCUGCUAUAUUUCCAUUGUGGAAUUUUUUUUUUUUUUUUGGUCUGGUAACUUACGUAAGUUAGAUUGUCGGACCAGCCAUUGCAGCCAUUGGAAAACAUGUCUCCCAGCCCCUAAGGAAUCCAGGCCUUUUAGCGCUCCCCAAAUCCAGCCCAAGAAUUCAGUGAGCCGUCAGUCCUUCCCAGGAGCUGACGGCACACAUUCCUGUAAGAUGCCUGGUGGAUUUGUACUUGUCUGUGUGCUCCUCCGGUGCUUUUCCUGAAGACUGGUUGGGUGGCGUGUGUUUCAACUUUCUUUCCCCUACCGGGAAAUAGGAAAGAAAAAAAAAAAAGGUUACAGAAGCACACGUGUUUUCAACAUCUAGAAAAUACAGCUUUGCAAACAAAAUACCAAGGGUUUGCUCUUUGUGUCCUUUAUGGAUCAUUGUCUGUUAAUGUCUUCAUCUUGUGGUUUGCAUGUGUGUGUUUUCCCAGUCUGUCAUGUUCAGAGCCUAACAGUCAGAUGGGAGACUGAGGCUGUGGGCCUUUCAUUUAUUGACGACAGGUAGCUAUAAACUUGCAGCUUUGUGAGAGCCCUGACUUUGCACUUGCUGACAGUAGUCUGGGCCUUUUCUUUUCAAGAUGAUGUGCGAGGUGAUGCCAACCAUCAGUGAAGCAGAAGGCCCCCCAGGAGGAAGUGGGAGCCAUGGGUCCGGCUCGCCUUCGCAGCCAGAUGCAGAUUCGCAUUUUGAGCAGUUGAUGGUGUCCAUGCUGGAGGAGAAGGACCGCCUUCUUGAGACGCUGAGAGAGACCCAAGAGACACUGGCGUUAACCCAGGGGAAAUUACACGAGGUUGGCCAUGAAAGAGAUUCCUUGCAGAGGCAGCUCAACACUGCACUUCCGCAGCCUCUACCCUCUGCCUCCCCUUCUCGAUCUGGUGACCAUCAGUUUGUAUCAAGUGAUUUUUCUUUUAUGUGGUGGUUUAACUUUAAAAAAUUUUUUUGAAAUUCUGUAAUAAUCCCAACCUGACCUCAGUGUAUUCUUCUUUCACUGUUUUUGUUGUUAAUAUUUUUAAGAAUUAUUUCAUCUGCAUUCAUGAGAAAUUGGUCUGUAAUUUUACUUUUUUGAAUUGUCUUAUUGAAAGUGUUUAUUUGACAGUGUUUCCAACUUGGCAAUAAAUGAUGGUGAUUUAGUUAUAA